This is a messenger RNA of Actinia tenebrosa (Australian red waratah sea anemone), 2794 nucleotides long. RefSeq lists its product as uncharacterized. Gene Ontology annotation, molecular function: RNA-directed RNA polymerase activity. NCBI's taxonomy places the organism in Eukaryota, Metazoa, Cnidaria, Anthozoa, Actiniaria, Actiniidae. Gene Ontology annotation, biological process: siRNA processing. The record is from RefSeq and is a predicted model, not a curated record. Gene Ontology annotation, cellular component: nuclear RNA-directed RNA polymerase complex.
AUCAGUAAGUUGAGAAGCAUACAUGGAGAAUGAGGCGAGAUAUGACGGCAACCGGUAAARCAGGUUACUUCCCUACGUCAACACUAAAAAUACUCUCCUACCCAAAACGAUGCAGCUAUUUAAACCAGCUACAUAUCUGUGAUUUAGAAAGUCSAACGCAUGAACUACAAGAGACAAGAAGAAGAUUGAAGAGCUUUGAUGUAGCAACUGAGGAAGAAGUUACACGGCACUCUUUGUAUGGCGUUCCCAAUUUUUAUCCCGGACCAUUUGGUGGUCCCGCCACCUGCUGAACACAUCGCCAAUAAUCUAGUCAAGCAUGUACUCAUGAAAGGACAAGACUUUCACUCCUUUGCCUACAAACCAAUCCAAGACACCCUGAUUCUUCAGUAUCUUAAAAAGCUCAAAGGAUCUGAAGUACUCGAUUCCUUAAUGGUCGUGACGUUUCGUCCAAAUGGCAAGGACAAGGAGAAUGGGUCRGCGAUAAAUGUUGUUCGCAGAGGAGUCUGCCUCGAAGGAGCUUGCUACCGGUUUCUUGGUCACUCAGACGCACAGCUUCUCGAGAAGACGUGUCUCCUCAUGCACGACUCGGACCUUGCAAUCUACGACUAUUUUGAAAAGUUUACAGACUUCCAUAGUUUCAAAAGCUUGUCWAAGAGGGCUGAAUGCAUCGGUGUGUUGUUCACAGGUUUCGACAAGACACUUCCACUGAGCGAGAACGAUUACUUCACUAUUGAUGAUGUAAAGAGAGGAUCGUACAAGACGUAUAACUUUUCUUAUGGCUGUGGCUUCAUGUCCAUGCAGUUCGCCACCGAGAUCAAACAACUAGAWAAACUUGACUACACUCCGUGUGUUGCUCGUGUUGUCUACCAAGGCUACUCAGGAAUUCUUGUACUUCGCUCCGAUUUAAACCUGGUCAAAGUCGAAUUCAGGGAAUCUAUGAGAAAAUUCACUUUCGCUCACACAGAUUUGUAUAAUGGAAUGACAUCUGUUGGCGUGAUGGACUACUCUCGUCCCUAUAGCAACGGUUACUUGAAUACUCAUGAUGUCAUGCUAUUGGCGGAUGGCGGCGUACCACGUGAGUACUUGAGCCAAUUACAAGACGAAUACUUCACGUUGUUGGAGAAUCUUUUGAUAAGCAAGACYCAGGCUUCGUACUACUUGCAAAUCACGGGUCAWGAGGAACUUCUGCGCAAGCUGAACACUGAAGGAAUGGAUUCCAUCCUAGAGGASCUGAAGAAACUACAAGAAUACGAGAUACAGUCAAUGAAAGGCAACAAGAAGAACGAGCAAGAAGAAAGUACUUCUGAUUCAAUGAAAAAGUCUAAAGCACAAUUGAAGAUUCUGGUCCCUAARUCAAGAGUCGUGUUCGGAGCUUGCGACCCGUUUGAACUGCUUGGGUACGGWGAGUGCUACUUCAACCCCACGUUGACCGAAGAGGAAGAAAAACARUUCUCAGAAGUGGACCGAAUCGUUGUUUUCCGCGAUACUAGUUACUAUCCAGGUGACGUCCGCGUSCUGAAGGUCCAACGCAAGCAUACUGAAUAUGUCCAUCACAAAGACUGUAUCAUCUUUCCCAUACAUGGUUCUCGUCCACACGCYAUUGAGUGCGGAGGUGCAGAUUUGAGCAGGGACAAAUUCUUUGUCAGCUGGGACACGAACCUUAUUCCACGGUGGCGGACAUCCCCUUAUCCAUAUACGCCCAACGCAAUAGCGCACCUGGGGGGACGAUUAUACGAGCAAGGCUUCCAACUCAAACUUCGCGAAAGAACCAARGAUUACUUYCACUCGAUAUUUGGCUACUCAGARAACUACGCAAGAGAAAUGAAGAUCAAACAACGCCAGGAGCUGGCAGAGUAUUUUGCAAAUUACGACACACAUCUCGUCGACAAGUUUAAUCAAACCUUUAUGAAGUACGCCACGGCUCGUGGRCCAUYGAGUAAAGAAUGYCAACAUCUCCACCAUGUUUUUUCCAGGGCGGUCAGAAGUGUGGGAAGAGGAGAAGAGCUUGAGAAGAUCAUUGCRCAGUACGAGGAGGAGUACAAGAGUCUAUCGAGACCUACGUCCAAGCCACGUCGUUGCUGCUUGGUCAACAUGCUGAUUCGGAAUGGUUGGAUUAAACCUUUCUUUGAUCCUGGUGAUGAUGUGUGGAACACAAUGGAGAAGACCGCAUCAGAAUAUCUACAACGCCUUGAAAAUAACACCCAGGAAAACACUGAAAUAACGGUAAAAACUGAAGGCAAGGAGGAAGAACAGAAUGAAAAUGGCUCAAAAGCUGAAGGAAAAAAAGAGGAAGAACAGAAUGRAAAUGGCUCAGACCAAAACUAGAGAAGAUUGAUCAAGAUUUUUCUGAACUGUAUCAUCAACAAAAUAUGACUCGAUUAAAACAACAAGAAGAAAAAAUCGUUAAAAUCGUUAAACAUAGAGCAUAUCGAGACCUAAAGCAAGGAGGAAAAUGCAAAUGAAGAUGGGAAUGAAGAUAGGUCAAAUUAAAAAUAGAUAGAUAGCAAGGCGGUAAAACUAGAGAAGAGAAGAUUUUUGUUGAACCGUAUAGUUGARCGAAAAGUUUCUCGGUAAAGACAAGAAAGAAAAAAAACUGARUAGAAAGUAUAAGUAUUAGUACAAAUAAAACUAACUGCGCCAGAUCUAGAUUUUACUCAUUCUGGUUAUGGUUCAGUUUAAAAUAAAUUUUGUUAUAAAGCAUUGUUCUUAAAAUUGUACAUAGUGAAAACCAAAAAGAUAUAUACGUCAUGACAAACGCUUCGACGUUCACUCACGUCGUUAUCGAGUGAACAAG